Molecule: messenger RNA, 1662 nt
Organism: Penicillium taxi
Lineage: Eukaryota; Fungi; Ascomycota; Eurotiomycetes; Eurotiales; Aspergillaceae
Product: putative ER to Golgi transport protein (Sly41)
Exons: 2
Coding region: 1-1662 (553 amino acids)
Biological process (GO): phosphoenolpyruvate transmembrane import into Golgi lumen
Cellular component (GO): Golgi apparatus; endoplasmic reticulum
Molecular function (GO): phosphoenolpyruvate transmembrane transporter activity; antiporter activity
Source: RefSeq, a predicted model, not a curated record
AUGGCUACAACCACGGUGACCGGCCAUGGACGCCGGUCGACAUCCGUUCGACAACCCGAAUUGCAGAUCCCAACAAAGUCCUCUUCCUCACAGCCGGUCAGCAGCCCGAUGGACCAAUUUCCUCCCUACGAAGAAACUCUCGAUGCGGCCGCGAGCCUAGGCUCAGGCUCCCUAAGCCGAACCCCCUCCGUGAAAUACAAUGAGACUUGGGAACCACGCAAAACAGCGUUGUACUCGCGAGAUCUCGUGAAUGGAUCUUUUAGGAACCCCAAACAACGGCCAAGAAAGAGUAUCAGCGAGACCAUCACAACUAUCCGUGCACGAAACGGCAGCAUGAGUGCUAAUGCACAAGAGCUGGCAGAAGCACUUCGAGCACCGGUCUCAUAUCGCUUGAUUGGCCUGUGCGUUGUGUGGUACUUGACCUCCGCGCUCACGAACACAUCUUCAAAAUCUAUCUUGACGGCUCUCCCCAUGCCUAUAACUUUAACGAUUGUUCAAUUCGCAUUUGUGUCAUUCUGGUGUUUGCUGCUAGUUUGGCUGUCCACGAUAUUUCCGUGGUUGCGAGAAAAUGUGCCAGUUUUGAAACAUGGAAUUCGUUACCCGUCUCGCGAGGUUAUAUCGACUGCUUUACCUCUGGCUGUGUUCCAGUUGGCCGGACACAUUUUGAGUUCUAUGGCCACCUCGAAAAUCCCCGUCUCGUUGGUUCAUACUAUCAAAGGACUUUCGCCUCUAUUCACCGUUCUUGCCUACCGGUUUCUUUUCCGCAUCCAAUACGCGAGAGCAACUUAUUUGUCCCUCGUUCCUCUGACCCUUGGUGUGAUGCUUGCGUGUUCAACAGGACUGUCGUCUAACUUCUUUGGUAUCGCCUGCGCGUUUCUUGCUGCAAUAGUCUUUGUCUCUCAAAACAUCUUCUCCAAAAGGCUGUUUAACGAGGCUGAGCGGGCUGAAGCCGACAUGCAGCAUCCAGCACGUCGCAAGUUGGAUAAGCUCAAUUUGCUUUGCUAUUGCUCCGCAUUGGCCUUCAUUCUCAAUUUGCCAAUCUGGUUCGUCAGCGAAGGAUAUCCUUUGCUCGCCGACUUUAUCAAGGACGGUGCGAUUGACCUGUCAGAGAAGAAGGGGUCUUUAGACCAUGGUGCACUGGCGGUGGAAUUUAUCUUCAACGGAGUUUCACACUUUGCGCAAAACAUAUUGGCAUUUGUCCUUCUAUCUAUGGUAUCCCCCGUGUCCUACUCCGUUGCCUCCCUGAUCAAGCGGGUGUUUGUCAUUGUCGCGGCGAUUCUAUGGUUCGGUAGCUCAACCACUAAGGUCCAGGGUUUUGGUAUUGCCCUGACAUUUUUGGGCCUCUACCUCUAUGAUCGCAAUAGCCAUGAUGAUGUGGCUAAUCGACGAGCCAAUGCAGACCACUUCCGCGCACAGAAAUCUAUCUUGCCCACAAACGUCCGACAUGCGAACAAGCCGUGGGAUUCGAAUGGCUAUUCUUUCCCUGGGCCCCGGUCAUAUGAGACCCCGGCGCCUAACAAUCUCCAUGCUUCUAAUAGUUCCAGGAAGGAAGACGAUGGUCCUGGGGUACGAGCUAGAGGGGCCAGUGUUUCUCGAAACUGGCUACCCGGAACCAAACAGGAAUCUACUUGGCAAUCCAGUGAUUCUGCUGAGGCUACAUAG